This is a messenger RNA of Saprolegnia parasitica CBS 223.65, 2322 nucleotides long. RefSeq lists its product as hypothetical. NCBI's taxonomy places the organism in Eukaryota, Oomycota, Saprolegniomycetes, Saprolegniales, Saprolegniaceae. The coding region runs from base 400 to 2322 and encodes 640 amino acids. The transcript is spliced from 2 exons. Gene Ontology annotation, cellular component: membrane. Gene Ontology annotation, molecular function: symporter activity. The record is from RefSeq and is a predicted model, not a curated record.
GCAUCCGACAGCAUCCGACGCGUUCAUGUCGAGCAACUCGUCGCAGCCCAAAAAAGAAAAACACCCGUCUACCGCGGCGAGAUCCGCACCGACUUUCGGCGUGGCGCCAACGCGUCGCCACUCGCCCCGGAGGUGCGCACAGACUUUCGCGCGGCAGCGCGUCCACAGGCGACGCCGCCCCACGAGGCGCGCACGGACUUCCGGCGCACGGCCACCGCGUCGCCCGGGGUGAGCAGCCACGGGCGCGCGUCGCCGGCAUCAACCAACGGCGGUCGCCACCCGUCCAGCGCCGACUCGAUCUCAUCCGGCCACUCAAACGAGCCGCGUAGCAUCCACAGCAACCAGCACCACCCGCCGGCGACGAUCCCGGACGUGCCGCACCUCGAAGGCGACGUGGCCAUGCUCUCGAGCGAGAACGGGUUUGACGGCAAGCCCCACGAAGGCAACGACGAGUACUACGCGUACCUCUGGACGAUCGAAGGCGCGCGCUACAAGAAGAUUUACUUUGGCCUCCCCGGGCUCGUGAUUGCCAUCGUUCUCGGCGUCGUUCUUGCCUUUGGCGUCGACCAAGCGACGCGCCUCGAGAGUCUCUCGCCCGAUGCGAUUGACGCGAUGCCGAUGGCCGACGUCCUGCGUGAAAUCGCGUCGUACCAAGCCAACCUCGAGACCAAAACCAUGUGGAACGACUGGAUCGAGCUGCCGGGCGACAUGCUCAUCCGCGCGCUCUCGUGCCUUGUCGUGCCGCUCAUCUUUGUCAACGUGACUAUCGGGAUCGCCGACCUCUUUCAGCUCAGCAAGAGCAAGAUGGUCGGGUCGCGCAUGGUCUUUCUCUUCGUGACGCUCUCGCUGCUGGCCGCCAUCGAAGGUGUCCUCCUCGCGUCGCUCCUUCCCAAGAGCGUCUACCGCACCAAGUCGACGUCGCUCAUCACGGGCAGCACAACCAACAACGGGUCGAUUCCCAUGACCAUGGGGUGCCCGUUGAGCCCGACGACCAACCUCACGGGCUUUGUCGGUGUCACGUCGACGGGCGAGAUGGCCUGCAUGGCGCGCGAGACGACGCUCUCAAUCAACGACACCAACGCCGUGUACCAGCAAGCGUCGAGCGUGACCGCGACGACGCAAGGGCCGGAGCAAGUCUUCUUCACGCUCAUGAACGAACUCGUGGCCGACAACCUUGUCGGUGCGUUCGUCCAAGACAGCGCGCUCGUCAGCGUCGUCGUCUUUGCGAUGCCGCUCGGUGUCGUCCUCGCCAAGAUCUCGCACUCGAACCACGCGAUUUUGGACCUCUUUCGGCAGCUCAACUCGAUCUUCCUCAUCAUGAUUGGGUGGGUCAUCAACUUUGUGCCCAUCGCUGUCCUCUUCCUUGUCGCGUCGUCGUUUGUGCUGCCGGAAGACCCGACGUACACGAACCCGCUGCCCAACGUUCAAACCUUCUCGAAAGCCGCGGCGAACGCGACCGCCGACACGAUUCUGUCGCCGGCCGAGGCCGCGCUCACGCUCGCGUACCGCCAGGCGCUGCACAUGAUCAUUGUGCGUCAGAACUCGUUUUUUGGCAACUUUUCGGCCGCGGCGCAAGCCAUCGGCGCGCUCACAGCCAUCUUCGCCGCCGGCACGUUGCUCCACUGCUACAUUGUGCUACCGACGUUUGGCUUUCUCACGACGCGCCGCAGCUUUUACGCCUACGUGUUUGCGAUCAAGAAGCCGCUCCACUUUGGCUUUGCCUCGUCGGCGUCGCUCGCGGCGCUACCGAUGCUCAUCCAGGCCAUCGAUGCGACGCGGACCGUCUCGCAGCAGCUCGUGCGCUUCGUGACACCGGUGGCCACCGGUAUCCACAUGGACGGCGCGGCCUUUUACCUCGCGGCGUGCACCGUGUUUUUGAUGAAGUCGCAAAUGGCCAGCGACGACGUCGGCGCCGACGCGUUUGGGCUCGGCAUCGGCAAGGUCAUUUUGAUCGUCUUUGCGUCCGUGAUCACGUCCUGGAACAUCUCGCCGAUCCCGCACGGCGGCCUCAUUUGGGUCACGGCCGUCUGGAACUCGGUCGUGAGCGACGUCGCGCCGGCCAACUUUGUGUGGAUCGUCGCCAUGGACGUGCUCCUCGACCGGUUUGCUACGUACAUGAACAUUAUGGGCAACGCGGUCGUGACGCGCAUCAUUGCCGAGCAAAUCGACGAGACGUACGUCGACGAACAAGACCGUCUCGACUCGAUUGACGACGCGACGCCGCCCGUUGUCAUCCCCACGCGUACUUAUAGAAGAAGACACACAUCCACAGUCUCCAAAACCUCGUCGGAUUGCACGGAGGCACUAGAGCUGUAUCACUAA